AUGUAUUUGAGACAAUCCUCGAGGCUUCCGAGCCUAUUCGCCAAACAAGCCGCCGCUCGCCAGUUCUCCACGAGAUCUGCCUUGAGGCAAGAGAUUCGCGACGCAUACAUCCUCAGUGCUUCCAGAACGCCAACGGCAAAGUUCAAUGGAUCUUUCACGAGCGUCCCCGCGCCGAAGCUCGGCGCCGUCGCCAUCAAGUCCGCCCUCGAAAAGUCCAAAGUCCCCGUCUCCAAGAUCUCCGACGUUUACAUGGGCAACGUAUUGCAAGGAUCGGUCGGACAGGCGCCGGCUCGGCAGGCCUUGAUCUUCGCGGGUCUUCCGUCCAGUGUCGAGGCCAUCACCAUCAACAAAGUGUGCGCAUCAGGUCUGAAGGCGGUCGUCUUUGCCGCGCAGAACAUCCAACUAGGUCUGGCUGAGGCCCAGAUCGCCGGAGGCAUGGAGAACAUGUCAAAAGUGCCGUACUACGUCCCCAGAUCGUCGAGUCUUCCCCCUUUCGGACACGUACAGAUGGAGGAUGGCUUGAUCAAGGAUGGUCUCACCGACGUCUACGACAAAUUCCACAUGGGUAACUGCGCCGAAAACACGGCCAAAAAGUACGAGAUCACCCGCGAGAUGCAGGACCAGUAUGCGAUUCAGUCCUACGAGCGCGCUCAGGCCGCAUGGAAGGCAAAGGCGUUUGCCGAGGAGAUUGUUCCCGUCACGGUCCCCGGAAGGAAAGGAGACACCGUUGUUGAGGUCGACGAGGGUUACCUUGAUGUCAAGCUUGACAAGGUCCCCACUCUGAAGCCCGCCUUUGUGCGCGAUGGCACGGGUACCGUCACCGCCGCCAACUCUUCCACGCUGAACGAUGGUGCAAGCGCACUGGUUCUGGGAAGCAAGGAGAUCGCGCAACAGUACGGAUCCGGUUCUCGAGUUUUGGCCAAGAUUUGCGGCUCGGCGGAUGCAGCGGUUGACCCCAUUGACUUCCCGAUCGCCCCGGCCAAGGCGGUGCCGAUCGCGCUGGAGAGAGCCGGCAUCACCAAGGACCAGGUGGCCGUUUGGGAGUUCAAUGAGGCCUUUGCCGCUGUGAUCAAGGCCAAUGAGAAGAUUCUCGGAUUGGAAGGCGCUCGUGUCAACCCCCUUGGUGGCGCCAUCUCCCUCGGCCACGCCCUAGGAAGCUCCGGAUCGAGAAUUCUCGUUACGCUGCUGCACCAGCUGAAGCCCGGCGAAUACGGCGUUGCCGCGAUCUGCAACGGAGGAGGUGCCGCUACCGCUCUGGUCGUGCAGCGCGUCGAGUCUGUGUAG
This is a messenger RNA of Colletotrichum karsti, 1284 nucleotides long. Its product is annotated as acetyl-acetyltransferase. The transcript has 3 exons. Bases 1 to 1284 code for a protein of 427 amino acids. Lineage: Eukaryota; Fungi; Ascomycota; Sordariomycetes; Glomerellales; Glomerellaceae. Gene Ontology annotation, biological process: fatty acid beta-oxidation. The record is from RefSeq and is a predicted model, not a curated record. Gene Ontology annotation, molecular function: acetyl-CoA C-acetyltransferase activity.